UAAGAGCAUGACUGGCUUAAGGCUCUCACUAAUCAAUCAGGCAUACAGCAGGAAUACAGCAACACAUAAAAGGAGCCAGAGACUCGGGAAAUCCUUCAGCUAAGGGGAGACAAGCUGCACCAAGGUUUAUCUCCAUGGAGAAAUCCACUGACAAGCCAAACAAGGAAAACAGAUUGUCAGCUCCUGGAGCACUGCAGGCUGAGGCAGACCGUCCAGCGCCCGUGGCAGGAGGUGCUGCAGAAAUGAGCAGAGCAGGAUCCGUAACACAAAACUCAAAACGUGAAGAGAGAGUGGGAUUCACUGAAGAGUGUACUGAAGAAAUGGAGAGACCUUCAGGAACAGAGAGAGACAGUCCUGCUGCCUUUAAAGCAGCAGGUUUGGAACAAGACUCUCCAAACUCACGGCCGCUCGCUGUGCUAACGGACACAAACUCUCCUGAAAUGAGCACGUUGGACCUGAACCUGCAGCGCUCGGACACAGCCACCCCAGACAUGGACUGCAUGAUCUGCUUCAACAAGUACAGCAUCUACAGAGUCCCAAAGCUCCUGGAUUGCCAGCACACCUUCUGCGCCGUCUGCCUCAAGCUGAUCCUCAGGAAAGAGGGGAGCACCUGGACAAUCACCUGCCCUCUCUGCAGAAAAGCCACCUGCGUGUCAGGAGGGCUCAUCCGCACGCUCCGGAACAAAGAAGACAUCCUGGAGCGCUUGGAGAGCCUGGACUCAAACCCUGAGGUGUACAUCUGUGCCACGGGGCUGGAUGGCAACAACAGCUGGACUCAGAGCAGCCAGGACGUGUUGAACGCAGAGGAAAGCAGCCCAGCACACAGCAGCCUGGCUGUGCAGAGACUCCUGCUGCUCCUGCUGCUCGGGGUGAUCCUGGCCCUGCUCAUCCUCCCCUUCAUGUACUCGGGGAGGGUGAAGUGGGUAAUUUGUCUCCUGCUUACUUUGGGCUUGCUCAUGUCUAUGGUGCUUUGCUGCACUCCUAAAUUCCACUGCAGGUGCAAGAAGGACUCCCCUGCCUCCUGUGACAAGGAGAUCCACAUUGUUACUGUGGCCUGAGACAAUUAACCUGCCUGUCCCACAGAUCAGGGACUGGGCCAGGGUGCACGCUGGGCACACCAGGGAGGUUUGGACCUAAAAACAAUCUCUCAGAGAAUAAAUUCAACAGUUGGCUGAGCUGGCUCAAUGCCAGGGCACACUGUUGUUAAAUCUCAUUACUGCAAACAAAAUGAACUAUUUAUAUGUUGAUAUUUAUGUUUUCACACUUUUUUUUUUUUUUUGUAAUUGUGUUGGUUUGCUUUUGCUAUUUUGUUCAUGUCUGUGUCCCCUCCUGAUCAGCCCUGCAGGAUGUUAUCUGGGACACCUGGGAGGUGAUGUCCUGCAAAACCCCGGGGUUGCUGCUCCCACUCUGAAAACAAGGACACCUUUCUUUGGGACAGAGUGGGAAAUAAGGCUGCUAAAUCAGGGAGUGGGUGUUUGGAAAAGAGUUUUUUCA
Melospiza melodia melodia is the source of this 1494-nucleotide messenger RNA. It is a transcript of the gene RNF186, whose product is annotated as ring finger protein 186. Gene Ontology annotation, molecular function: ubiquitin protein ligase activity. Gene Ontology annotation, biological process: protein ubiquitination. Bases 135 to 1058 code for a protein of 307 amino acids. NCBI's taxonomy places the organism in Eukaryota, Metazoa, Chordata, Aves, Passeriformes, Passerellidae. The transcript has a single exon. The record is from RefSeq and is a predicted model, not a curated record.